Lampris incognitus (smalleye Pacific opah) is the source of this 462-nucleotide messenger RNA. RefSeq names its product transmembrane protein 244-like. Lineage: Eukaryota; Metazoa; Chordata; Actinopteri; Lampriformes; Lampridae. The record is from RefSeq and is a predicted model, not a curated record. The transcript is spliced from 6 exons. Bases 4 to 462 code for a protein of 152 amino acids.
GAGAUGGCGUUCAAGGGGAAAGGGGUCGAUUCGAAGACAGUGCUCAUCCAUUUGCUGCUUUGUCUGCUCAUCUUUUACUCUCUCUACUACAUGAUCGGAAGUGUGUGCUUCGGCGCCUUCAGGUUGGAUCACUUCGAUGGACUGAUUCCAUUCGACUUCAAGACUGAGCCUGCAGAAUCCAACUCCAAGUAUUUGGUGAACCUCCUCUCCAUGGAGCUCACCUACUUCUGCAGCGGCUUGCUGUUCGCUGCGGUGGUGAGGAGAUGGGUGUGGGACUAUGCCCUCACCGUCACCCUUCUGCAUGUUCUCCUCACCAGCUUAGUGAUGCUGGAGUUCCCCACAGUCUGGCAGUGGUGGCUGGCUUUAGGCAGCGGCUUGUUUCUGAUGAUCUGCAACGGUCAGCUGAUCGCUUACUUCACCUGCCAGAGUGACCCGAGUUACCCCACCUCCAACAGCUCCUGA